GUGGAACAGUUGAUAUAACAAUUCAUGAAGUCUGUGAGAAUGGUAAAAUAAAAGAAGUACAUGCUGCCUGUGGGGGAGAUUGGGGUGGAACAUCUGUUGACAAGGAAUUUGAAGCUGUAAUUCUUGAAUUGGUAGGUACGCAGCUCUUUCAACGUUUCAAGAAUGAAAACAUGGAAGAUAACCUCGAAUUUUGGAGAAACUUUGAAGUGAAAAAAAGAGUAAUUGCACCAUCAAGCAAUCGAGCAACCACAAUUCCCAUCCCUUUAUCUUUUAUUGAAACAUUCAAAGAUACAACAAAUAAAAACUUGACGGAAGCUAUUUCCAAAUCACAAUAUGCUAAAGAUAUCGAGAUAAAGUUCGGCAACAAAAUGGCAAUUUCAGCAAACAUGAUGAAGUCAUUUUUCGACAAUUCUAUAAACAUUAUCAUACCGUUUGUUAGAACAAUACUUAAAAGUAAACCUGUCGCAGCAAUUCUCAUGGUUGGUGGAUACUCAGAGUCCGUUUUGCUGCAAGAAGCCGUGAAAACCAAUUUUCCGAAAAUUGAGAUUGUUGUCCCGGAAGAAACCUCAUACACCGUUAUGAGAGGAGCGGUUAUAUUUGGCUUCAUACCGACAAUUAUAUCAAAACGUGUCUUGAAGUAUACAUAUGGCGUGCGAGUGACAAAUAAUUUUUUAAAGGGAAAACACCCAGAGAGCAAACGCAUACAUUCAGAUGCUGGUGACCAAUGUAGUGAUGUAUUUGACAAGCAUGUUGAGAAAGACCAGGUAGUCAAUGUUGGUGAGACACAGGUUUGGAGUGUUUAUUCUCCUUUGUACAAGACACAAAAAUAUGCAACCAUAUCAGUUUAUGCUUCUGAGAAGUCAAACCCAGAAUAUACGGACCAAGACUGUGAUUUCGUUGGAAUGAUGACUGUAGAUUUGAGCGACGCCGGUGAACUUGACCGGAAAAUUGAAGUAGCACUUUCAUUUAGCUGUACAGAAAUCGUUAUUGCAGCUAAAGAAAUAAAAACGGGCAAAGAAACACACGCAACCAUUGAUUUUCUCGGAUAG
Ruditapes philippinarum (Manila clam) is the source of this 1049-nucleotide messenger RNA. RefSeq names its product heat shock 70 kDa protein 12A-like. The annotation marks the transcript as partial. NCBI's taxonomy places the organism in Eukaryota, Metazoa, Mollusca, Bivalvia, Venerida, Veneridae. The transcript has a single exon. The record is from RefSeq and is a predicted model, not a curated record.